Molecule: messenger RNA, 1086 nt
Organism: Penicillium concentricum
Lineage: Eukaryota; Fungi; Ascomycota; Eurotiomycetes; Eurotiales; Aspergillaceae
Exons: 3
Coding region: 1-1086 (361 amino acids)
Cellular component (GO): nucleus
Source: RefSeq, a predicted model, not a curated record
AUGAAUCCGACCCAGGAUUUACUUCAUCGCUCAACCACAUCCCCGCGGAGAGAGGAUAGACGGUCUUGCGAAACAUCGACAUACUCGUCUCCCAUCUCUACCUCAUCCCAAGGAGGGGUUUCCCCUAUUGGUCUGGGAAUCUCCCGCUGCGAAAUCGAGAAUGCCUUUGGUCAACUGAGGGUCUUCCCUCCCCCGUCUACACUGCCAUCACAACUAAUUGGGAUGCCAACUCCCACCUUCGCAUUAUCCUAUGACGACUUUUCCAGCGCAACAUGUUAUCCACCAGUUUACAAUGGGCUCGCCAACAGUGCUUCGGAGACUUCACUAGGGUUCUACAGCCCCACGAUGAGCGCCUCCCCCAGUUACAGCUCUACCAUGGAGGUGGUCCCCGGCCAGCAUGUCUACCCAAGCCAAAUGACCGAUCCUUGGAUGCACACACCUUGUUCGGGACCGACAACGCCAUCGGAUGUGACUCCGGGCACUGUAGCGAAUGGGGCCGGACAAUGGGGCCACAAUGUGUUUCCAGAUGCGUGUAUUCCCUCCACGAUGCCCCUAUUGCCAGUCAACAAUGUUCCUUAUCUUGGGGCGAUGGAGGAGAUGGGAUACGACGGGUCCUCCGGACAGAGCAUCAACGCCGGACCAGUCGUGCCUCAACAAGCCUCCCCUGAAGGGACCAAUGGUGCCACCAUCUCAAGCAACAGAGAGCGUGGCUCAUCGAAUGAUAGGCUCGUAUCUGCCAGUGGCCUGGAAUGCCCGAUUUGUGGCGCCAAAUUCACCCGACGCUCCAACUGUAAGGAGCACCAAAAGAUGCACAACCCCGAAUGGAAGAACAACCAUCCGUGCAAUGACUGCCACAAGACUUUUGGACGAAGCUCAGAUCUCAAAAGACACAUGAGCACUGUUCAUCUCGGACUUCGGAGGUACAGUUGUGACCGUUGCGACCGGCGUUUCAGUCGCCAGGAUAGUCUGGCUAGACAUGAUUGUGUAGACAGGCAGCGCAGCGCUGGGAAGUCUACCGGCCACGCUGAGCCAUCUUCCCUUAUGCCCAGUCCUCGUCAACGAUCGAAUCGCCGCUCAGCUAGCUAA